AAAUAGAAGAAAUGGGAGGAGAAGAAGAAACAGAAGAAGAAAAAGUAAGAGAAGAAGAAAUACAAGAAGAAGAGGGAGAAGAAGAAGAUGGUGGUAUAUUCAUACAGGAGCAAGCUGAGCACAUACCAGAUUUGCAGCUCUUUCAUCAACUAAAGAAUGAUGGUCACUAUAUAACUAUGGUAGAAGAGUGCGAUUAUCUUGGAUCAAAAAUAACACAGAUUCUACAUUCUGCCUGUAGCCAGCUAUAUGAAGAUGUUCGCUGCAAACAGGAAGAAGGUAUAUUACAAGAUCUAGAACAAUCUAAUUUUAACUUUGAUCUACCAAGACAUCAUCAUACAGAUAUUCACAUGAGUUCAGGAAAAUGUUUGAAGGCCAUUUCUGAGGAGGAGGAGUCUGGGCAAGUGUCCAGUGAUAGUCAAGAAGUUUAUCAAAGUGAAGAAGGAUUAAAAGAAUGCUUUACCAGUACCGCCAAAUCAAUGGUUGUGCAUAGUAGUAAUGAAAUGAAGGAGCAACGUGUGGACACAUACUCUGAUGAUCUACAAGUAAAAGCUGAACAACUGCUGGAUGAGGUUGUAAACCUGAGGACCAGUUUUGAGAUAGAAGAUAGCAAAUAUCAUUAUUCCAUUGAUCAGGAUGAGGAAUGUUGCAUUCUUGAUACUGGUGUAAUCUUUGAAGAGCAGAAAAAGGAUGGUCCUUCUGAGUCCUUUCCUUCUUUUUAUGAGGAGACUGAAGACACAACUUCAGUAAACAACAUAAAAGUGGAUGAUAUAACAAAUCCACAUGGAAUCAAAAAUGAUCCUCAGGAAAAGAUGAAAAAGCAAAAGCUGGAGCUUUCAUCCAACCAACAACCCAAUGAAUCAGAAAUCUUUUCUUCAUCAGGAAUCUUGGAGUUUUCUAAUGAAACACUUAAUGAAAAUAUUGAUGAAUCUGAAGAUAAUGAAGAAGAAACAAACAUUCUACUGACAAUGAGAUGUCCGACAGUGGAGAUUACUGGUUGCAGUGAUGAAGACAGCCAAGAACAAGAUGAUGAUGAUGAUGAUGACAUUGAAAUGAUUGGCCUUGAAUUAGUAGGCCUUAAAGAUGUCCAACAGCUACCAACUAAGGAAAAUGAAAGAAACAAUGUCAUUCAUUCCCAGCAAGGAGGCAAGUCAUCAGAUGAAGAAAAAUUGGCCCUGAAAGACGUCACUUUGUCAUCCUCAUCCUUUGAACUGUUGGAGAUGACAACCUUCUUAGCUGAUCCUGGUUGCCCCAAGAACGUGCAUCAGUAUCUGACAGAUGAUGAUAAAGCCACCCAGAGCCAUAAAAAAGAAGAUCUAGAGCAACAGAAAUCUAUGGACAUGUCUCACCCCGAUGAUUUCAUGCAGUUUUCACCAAAGAAUAUUGGUCCUGGGCUCUAUGACAAAGAAACCCAGAGUCGAGGUUACGCCAAACAGAAACAAGCGAUUCGAUUUCGAAAACAAAAUCCAGUCACACGUGCUAAUGUGAAAGAAGAUUCCAAGAGGAACAGUGACAGUGAGAGCAGCCUUGAGGAAGAGAUGCAAAUGAGAGAGGAUAAAAUGAAGAAGGCUUACCAUAUUAGAAAAGUAGGAGCAUCCAAGAAUUCCAGCUUCUUGCGAACCUUCCUGAGGAUUUGCCUGAUCAUCCUAUUGGGAACACUCUUGUUUUGGUGGGCUACUGACCAGCUGGAUGCUUCUUCCCUCCAGGAUUUCUUGCAGCUCUAAAACAUGAAACAAUGCUUUUCUGGCCCAAUGGUUUAUGUGUAGAAUUUUCUGAAACAUUUGUUGAUUGCAUGAAUACUGAAUUCAUCUGUAACUAGUGUUGUCAUCUAGUAAUAUAUAUUUUUUUUGGAUGAAUGGAGGGAUGGAUGGAGAUCCUUGUUUAGUUAAAAAGGGCUGCUGGUAAAUGGAGGUAAAACUAACAGCACAUACACUCUUAAAAAUAAAGGUGCCAAAGUGGUUCUGCAGAGCAAUGCCUUAAGGAAACUGUUUUUGGUUACCAAAUGAACCAUCUAUAUGAAGGUUCCAGAAAAAAGCUUUAUUUAUUUAGAACUGUAACAGGCUCCAUAAAUAGAUGGUAACAGAAAGAGUUUCUAAUUUUAAAAGAACUAUUGCUGCAUGCAAUCACAUAGGCUAAGUUCAAGUCUUUCUUGAUCUGUUAGUACCCUGCUAGGCCUACUAUAAUUUAAAGAUUUCUGUUUGGUCCGCAUAUUAGGAACUUUUUCAAAGCUCAAAGAACCAAUUUCAUACAUAAAGAACCCCUCUCAGAAUGAAAUGUUUAUCUGCCAAAGAUCCACACAACUCAGUAAAGUGCCAUUACAGAACUGUUACUAUUUUGAGAGUGCAAAGUGGUUCAUCAUUCAGCCAAUUUCUUGAUUAAUUUUUAAGUUGUUACAGUAAUAAACCUAGCAGUAUUUUCUACUAUGGAACAGAGCUCUAUAACUGCAAUUUUUAAUAAGGAUUACUGCUAUGACUAAUUAGUACAGUUAAAUUGGCCCUGUGCAGAAGUCAUUAUAGGCAUUACAAAGCCACCUGACACCCUUUCUGAGCAAACUCAUCUACUUACCCUUCCAUUUCUAUUACGAAAUGACAAACCAUAAAGUCUAAGUGCUUAAAAGGCCAUUUUCUUAGUUUCAUAGGUGACAACCCCAUCCUGGAGGCAGAACCAUAAUUGUCUCUGUUUUUAUUUCAGUAUGCUAACCCUUAUUCUUCAGAAAUUGUAUAUUUAUAGCUAGUAGUGAAGAAGGACACGAAACAAUGAAGAGGUUAAAACAUUUUGGAUCCACAUUUUUGGUUUUCUUAUGUUCUCAAGGCCUGAUUAAAUGCAUGUGUACUGUGCAUGAGACCUUAUUACUAGCUAGUUGUGCCACUCCAGGGGGUGCCCUCAUUUUUUUAAUCGCAUGUCUCAAGAAGAGCAGUGAGCACUUACCAAAUUGAUUGGUACUUCUGGGCAUGCUAUUAUGGUUUUAAAAUGACUUCUAGCCCUUCUAGCUACAAUACUCUGUUCAAUCUGUUCAAACUCUAAUUGGCAAUGUACAUGUUGUAACAGUUCAGAUAACCUGGAUUUAGCUUCCACUGCAGGCAUUUUGGGUAAAUACAUUUGUGCAUUACUGUAAUGUUGUGGGCAGCAAGGACUUUCAAUUCAACUUUCACACAGCUUUUAAGCAUUGGAGCAUGGCUUAUUUAUACACUUUGACUAGUAUAACAGUCACAGAGGAAGGGUGGUGUUGUCACCACCCUCUGACUUCAGGUCAGUGCCUCAACACCACUGCUUGACUCAGCCUUCUACAUAAUAUAAAUGCAUAUGCUGUGUGCUCAAACAAAUCAAUUUCCAGGGUAAAUAUUUAACAACUGGAAGGUUAAAAUCUAUAUAACCAGCACUAUCUGGAAUCUCUAAAUGAAAUAUUCCAAGACGGUCAGUGCAUACAGUCAAAGCUGUUGAUCUUUCUUGAAUUUUUUAUGGGCUUUUAUUUGUGAGCAAUAACUCAAAUCGUUACAAUCAUGUUACGUAGUAGUAUUGAUGGCAGACAUUUGGCCUAUUCACUGAUGUAGAGAAAAAUGAUUUUAGGCCUAUGAAUACUAUAAGAUGAUGACCAAGUAAUUGUGAAGUAAUCAUGCUGAAUUUGUUGGCACGCUUAAAAAUCUACACACAAUGGACCAGAUUUCCUAAAUGUUGGCCACAGAUCAAUUGCUGAAGACAAAACAAGAAUCACUUAAAGAAAAGGGGAAUUAGGGUUGCUUGCCUUCCAUUCUGAGUCCGAAUAUAACAUUCAUUUGUAGCAGGUAUUCUGGGGAUGUAAAUUAUAAAAUUACACAUGCACUUUCAAAUUUCCAUGUACAGUAAUUCUUAAGGGUGGCACAUGAAUGUUAAUGGGGCCACAUGUAUCUAUCAUCCUGGAUUCAAAUGCCAUGCCUGGUUGUUGUGUUGAUAUAUUUUGUACCUUCCAUACUGUGCCUGUGUGAACUUCCUCUGGGCACCCUGAUCUUGCUCUUACAACACCUAAGACAAAUUGUCAAUCUGUAAAUUGAGUGUGUGCAUUAGUAGGCUCAUUUUGCCCAGGGCCAUCUUGCCUCCAAAACUGCUAGGAUUGGCUCCAGAAUCCUGCAACCCUGAACUGAAUUAAGCAGGUCUGAAGAUUUUACGUUAGGCCACAGAAUUAUUAAAAGUGAUAGUGCAGCACUAAAAGGUAUUUGCAUGCAUUCUUACUACUUUUAAGAAAGGCGGUCUUGGAUUCAUGGGUGCAGAAUUUUUAAAAAGAUUUAAAAUGUAUAUGCACUGCUGUGAUCCCUAAUUUGGGAAAUAGAAGGGAGACAGGAUGAAGCAACUAGAAGUAUUCUUCUAUUCUGUAUUUGAUGUUUCUCAAUAUAAACUUACUGAAUAAAUGGCAGGUCAUUUUGUAAUGGUUUGUCUAGCAAUAAAAUUGAAUCCCAGUUGGGUUGUUCUCAUUAUUUUACAUGCAACAAUUUUGCUGUGUACCUACAAUAUAUAUAACAUACAGUAUUUUGCUUGAUAUAAAUAAUAUUCAGCAAUAAACCACCAGCUCUACUGGGGUCAUAAUCAUUUUUCUUUAUGUAUUCGUAUUCUUGUCAUAGUCCUUAUACUGUUGUGGUAAAAUUCAAAUUAACAUUGUGUUACUUUGCAGAAACUCGGAAAACUGGAAAGUUAUCUGUUGUUUAUUUGCAAAGUCAUGCUAAUGUGCCCUGCUUAACACAUUCAGCACAUAUUGCUUUAUGCCUCAAGUUUUUUUUAAAGCCGAAAUAUCAUCUGCAGGAUACCAGAGGGUUAUACUUUGCUUUUCUGUUGCAUUAUUGUUUCCUAAAAUGUCUUUAUGCUUUACUUACAUCAUUCAUCAUCUUAUCAAGCAGUUGUUAUUAUACAUUCUUCUGUAAUCAGGAAAAACAAAAACAGAUGCUUUUAAAAAUAUUAAAAUAAAUAUUUUUUUCAAAA
Polypterus senegalus (gray bichir) is the source of this 4944-nucleotide messenger RNA. RefSeq lists its product as uncharacterized. The record is from RefSeq and is a predicted model, not a curated record. The transcript is spliced from 4 exons. NCBI's taxonomy places the organism in Eukaryota, Metazoa, Chordata, Cladistia, Polypteriformes, Polypteridae. Bases 12 to 1721 code for a protein of 569 amino acids.